Solea senegalensis (Senegalese sole) is the source of this 4101-nucleotide messenger RNA. RefSeq names its product doublecortin-like kinase 1a (gene dclk1a). Gene Ontology annotation, molecular function: ATP binding; protein kinase activity. The record is from RefSeq and is a predicted model, not a curated record. The coding region runs from base 1674 to 3845 and encodes 723 amino acids. The transcript has 17 exons. Gene Ontology annotation, biological process: intracellular signal transduction; protein phosphorylation. Lineage: Eukaryota; Metazoa; Chordata; Actinopteri; Pleuronectiformes; Soleidae.
AUACAUUGUUACUUUAAAGGACACUGGUAAACGUCAGCACUGACUUAUUUUGGAAAUUAGACCACUACCUCCCCCUUCCUGACUAUGAUGCCCUUGUCCUCUAUCUUUCACCUAAAGACAGUCUCGGCUGUAUGUGUCCUGUUUCCCCUCUUACUUAAUUUACACAGGAACUCCUUGUCAGCCCUCAGGUUGUGAUGUACAGUACAUGGUUUAGGAACAUACAAUACACCGUUUCCCUGUGUGUUUCUGUGCGUCACUGUCGUACAUUUUGAUGCAUGACAGAAGCAGAUCUGCUUACAGAAACCAUUUAAAAGAUGCAAUCACAUACCCUGUUUGACCAUAAAAAUGUCAAAUGUACUAAUUCUAAUACAAGCAUUAAAUGUCUCCAAUGUAAUGAAAGGGGGACUUUGGUCGAAACUGUGCUGUGUUCAACACCUAGAACAUCUUCUACCUGCUAAAACCAACCAGACCUUAUAUACAGUGACGGGAUAUCAUUGUAAGAGACUGCGGCUGUCACUAUCACUGGCACAGAUAAAUGCUGCUGGGUAAUGCAAGCUCUAUGGGUCAUGAGGGAGUGGUGAUGAAGUGGAGUAGCGGGGUCUCUGGAGGCCGAGAUGUAGGUCACGAUCUUUAUCUAGUACGUAUCCUGCAAUCGCAUGUAAACAAACUUCAGAUCUUACGUAAAAGCAAACUUGUUAUGUUAAUGAAACCGCAGCAGCAUCCUUUCCUCUUCAUGCAGCUCUGAGCUUCUUUAUUGCCCUUUUAUGUUCACAUAGUGUUUAAUAAAUCAACAUUUUCAUUUCAUAAAGAUUUGCCAUCCCUCCUGAAGGCAACCAAGUAACAAAAUGAAACAUGCAUGACUACGAAGCUGCCUGUAUCGAUGGAAUCAUAUAGGGUUAUUUAGGUUUAAGCUGCCUUGAUACUCCCAGUUCAAUGUGUUGCAUAAGAUAUCACGUGCAAAUAUUCUUGUGGGUUAAUCAUAAUGCUGCUUUGUGCUGAGUCUCACAGUUUUAGUGUGAAUGGCCCCAUACACUAAACUAAAUCUGGCUACAGCUUAUAUUUGAUGUCUCAGGUAUAACUUCCAAUCAUGGGGUUUUUUUUUCCCUGAAGAUUGUCACUAAAAUUGCUCAGUAAAUGACAGAAUUAUUGUACAUUAAAGUAGGCGACGCGUGUCUUCUGUGGGGGAGAAGUCCACCAAGCUUGGUUUUGCAACAAAAUGAGGAGAGGGGGUGCUCGAAAGAAAAUCACGACGGAUGACGUGGAGGAGGAGGAGAGAGAGAGGAGGUGGGUGAGAAAAAAAAAGGAAUGGGAGGGGAAGCAGCUGCUCCUCUGCUCCAUUCCCAGUCCAUCCAGACUCCAGCCUUCACGGCGCUUACGCACGCACAUAUAAUAACAAACACACGCACACUGGUGCAGCUGGUGGUGGUGGUGUGAGACCACAUCAGCCGGACAACAAAGGACAGGGACCGGGAGAGAGAGAGAGAGAAGUGGUGGUGGUGGUGGUGGGGGAGACACUGCAGGAUCCAGAACAAUCCACCAAACCAGUCAGUCACUGAACACUUUCUACGUCUCUGCGGGGAAAUCCACCAUCAGUCAAACUGGAGGUGACCGUCAGAGAAGCGUUAAUCGCUCGUGUGGACAGCACAUCCGUACUUGCGAGCUUCGGCAUCGACAUGGAGAUGGAGCAUUUCGACGACCGCGACAAAGGUCAGAGGAACAGCCGCUCCGCCGCGAGGAUGAACGGCGUGCCGAGUCCCACGCACAGCGCGCACUGCAGCCUGUAUCGCACCCGGACCCUGAAGACCCUGACCGCGGAGAAGAGGGCCAAGAAGGUCCGCUUCUACCGCAACGGAGACCGGUACUUCAACGGGAUUGUGUACGCCAUCUCCACGGACAGGUUCCGGACCUUUGACGCACUGCUGGCGGAUCUGACCCGCUCCCUGUCCGACAACGUUAACUUGCCCCAGGGCGUCCGCACCAUCUACAGCCUGGACGGCUCCAAGAAGAUCACCAGUGUGGACCAACUGGUAGAAGGUGACAGCUAUGUAUGCAGCUCCAUCGAAGCGUUCAAAAAGUUGGAUUAUACAAAGAACGUGAACCCCAACUGGUCAGUUAACGUCAAGGCCUCGGCGGCAUCCUCCCGCGGCCCCGCGUCCCUGAGCAGCGCUAAGCCUGGCUUUCCGGAGAGCCGCGAAAACAAGGAGUUCAUACGUCCGAAGCUUGUGACGGUGGUGCGGAGCGGCGUGAAACCCCGCAAAGCCGUGAGGAUCCUGCUGAACAAGAAGACGGCCCAUUCCUACGAGCAAGUCCUCACCGACAUCACCGACGCCAUCAAGCUCGAUUCUGGAGUGGUGAAGAAGAUCUACACGCUGGAGGGCAAACUGGUGUCAUGUCUGCAGGACUUCUUCGGCGAUGAAGACAUUUUUGUUGCGUGUGGACCCGAGAAGUUCCGCUACCAGGAUGAUUUGAUGCUGGACGAGACAGAGUGUCGUAUGAUGAAGUCGGUGGCCUAUGGAAAGAUGUCGGGCUCUCUGAGCCGAAGCUCCCCCAGGACAGUCGUCCAAACAAGAUGCAGCAAAUCCCCCGUGUGUGUGAAUGGGACGCCGGCCAGUCAGCUCUCCACUCCUCACUCGGGAAAGUCUCCCAGCCCCUCCCCACCAAGCCCAGGCAGCCUCAGCCAACGCAGGGACUCCCAGGGUUCCUCUGCCUCUCUGUCUUCUGCCAAAGUUUCCAACUCAGUUGAAGAUGGAGACGGACUUGUUACCGAAGCUGAGGUUCUGGUGGACGAGGUUCCAGCUGUGCCGCCCUACAUAUCGGAACGCUACAAGGUGGGACGCACGCUGGGCGACGGCAACUUCGCCGUGGUCAGAGAGUGUGUGGAGCACUCCACGGGGCGGGAGUACGCUCUGAAGAUCAUCAACAAGGGGAAAUGCAGAGGCAAGGAACACAUGAUCCAGAAUGAGGUGGCCAUUCUCCGCAGGGUCAAACAUCCCAACAUCGUGCUGCUCAUAGAGGAGGUGGACACUUACAGUGAACUUUAUCUGGUCAUGGAGCUCGUUAAGGGGGGCGAUCUGUUCGACGCCAUCACCUCUGCCAACAGAUACACGGAGCGAGACGCCAGCGGAAUGCUCUACAAUCUGGCCAACGCCAUCAAAUACCUCCACAGCCUCAACAUCGUGCACCGAGACAUCAAACCAGAAAACCUGCUGGUGUACGAGCACGCAGACGGCAGCAAAAGCCUGAAGCUGGGAGACUUUGGUUUGGCAACUGUGGUGGACGGACCUCUUUACACUGUCUGUGGAACCCCGACAUAUGUAGCACCUGAAAUCAUCGCAGAAACAGGAUAUGGCCUUAAAGUGGACAUCUGGGCAGCUGGAGUCAUCACAUACAUCCUGCUGUGUGGUUUCCCUCCCUUUCGAGGGAGCAGUGACGACCAGGAGGUGCUUUUUGAUCAGAUACUCAUGGGACAGCUGGAAUUUCCUCUCCCGUACUGGGACAAUGUGUCAGAAACUGCCAAGGAGCUGAUCCGAUCGAUGCUGGAAGUGGAGGUGGAUCAGAGAUACUCCGCCCUCCAGGUGCUCGAGCACCCGUGGGUCACUGACAAGGGUCUUUGCGAGAACGACCAUCAGUUGUCUGUAGCAGGGAAGAUAAAGAAGCACUUCAACACCAGUCCCAAGGGCAACGACACGACUGCAGGGGUGUCCGUUAUUUCUUUGGAUGACAGCUUUUCUAUGCAGAGAUCUGGGUCAUUGGAUUUCUACCAGCACCCGGCCAUGUACUGGAUAAGGCCACCGCUCUUGAUAAGGAGGGGCAGGUUCUCAGACGAGGACGCCACCCGCAUGUGAAGCCGCUGCCUUUGACGACGACGACGCAGCCAACGACACCAAUAACAACAACAACAACAUCGACGACAAAAACACAACGGGCGGAGCCUCCCAGUUGCCUGUCCGUGGCCCCUCCUCCCUCUCUGACACUUGCUCUGACCCUUCCCUGAACUCCAGCCUCCCAUCCGACCCUGAUGACAUCUCCAUCAGCUCACCCAGCACCGUCGACUCCCCCAGCUCACCUUUCUAGAGACCACAUGGAGAGGAGGAGGAGGAG